Molecule: messenger RNA, 797 nt
Organism: Fomitiporia mediterranea MF3/22
Lineage: Eukaryota; Fungi; Basidiomycota; Agaricomycetes; Hymenochaetales; Hymenochaetaceae
Product: NADH-quinone oxidoreductase
Exons: 6
Coding region: 35-742 (235 amino acids)
Biological process (GO): mitochondrial respiratory chain complex I assembly; mitochondrial electron transport, NADH to ubiquinone
Cellular component (GO): membrane
Molecular function (GO): NADH dehydrogenase activity; 4 iron, 4 sulfur cluster binding
Source: RefSeq, a predicted model, not a curated record
GUUAACGUUAACAAUCCGUUGUCCUCCGACCACCAUGUCGCUCGUUCGCCGGCUUGCUCUCCAGCAGAGCAGAGCCUUUGUCUCCUCGCGUGCAUCGCGCACACAGGGUUCGGCUAUCGCUCGUCAGGUCCUUACACGCUCGCUGGCAACGACGCCAUCUCGAAUGUACGCACAGCAUGCUUCCGGUCAUAAUCAUGCCCAUCCACCUGCUGCUACAACCUCAAAUGCCGACGUCAAUCCAUACAAGGGCCAGCAGAGUGCACUCGACAAGGCCGUGCACUUAUUUUUCUUCACCGAGAUUCUACGCGGAAUGUGGAUUGUCAUGGAGCAAUUUUUCCGCCCGCCGUACACUAUAAUGUAUCCUUUUGAGAAGGGCCCACUUUCACCUCGUUUCCGUGGAGAACAUGCGCUGAGGCGGUACCCGUCUGGUGAAGAGCGCUGUAUAGCGUGCAAGCUCUGCGAAGCAAUUUGCCCUGCGCAGGCUAUUACCAUUGAGAGCGAGGCGAGACAGGAUGGAUCGAGGAGAACGACGAAAUAUGAUAUUGAUAUGACAAAAUGCAUUUACUGUGGAUUCUGCCAGGAGGCAUGCCCUGUUGAUGCUAUUGUCGAAACACAACACCAUGAAUAUAGCACAGAGACUCGCGAGGAACUUCUUUACAACAAGGAAAAGCUACUUGCGAAUGGCGACCGUGCAGAGGCAGAAAUCGCCGCAAACUUGCACGCCGACCAUGUUUACCGGUAGACAUAACUUCAAAAGGCUCUUCGCCUCCAAGCAAUCGAGUAAUAUGUACAUGCUC